Kazachstania africana CBS 2517 is the source of this 1722-nucleotide messenger RNA. Its product is annotated as GATA-type transcription factor. Gene Ontology annotation, molecular function: zinc ion binding; sequence-specific DNA binding. NCBI's taxonomy places the organism in Eukaryota, Fungi, Ascomycota, Saccharomycetes, Saccharomycetales, Saccharomycetaceae. The transcript has a single exon. Gene Ontology annotation, biological process: regulation of DNA-templated transcription. The record is from RefSeq and is a predicted model, not a curated record. Bases 1 to 1722 code for a protein of 573 amino acids.
AUGGCUGCGACAACCUUUGAUACGGGCCGUUUCCUUGGACAGUAUUCAGCAAAAAAACUACCACCAUUAUCGCAACCAAAAAGUGACAGAGGGGCGUUAGGUAAACAUAACAUAUUUGACUGCUUAAAUAAUCAGGAAUUACUUAGUGUACCUAGAUCCACUGUAUUUCUUUCCGAUAUACCAAACUUUGAAAAAGGUGUCACUGCUCUUUCUCAAAGUAACAAUAUUGAUAACACAAAGUUUAACAACUCAAAGAUAUCACUUCCAGGUAUUUCUACAGUUAUAAAUUCAACCAACUUAUAUUCUAGGGAUAAUUUUACUACAAACUCAGUGUCCAACCCAUCAAGAUCUUUUAGUAUUAACUCAACAACUACCUCUGCUUCUAUAGCAGAUGUUACGGACACUACUCCACCACAACACUCGGCAGCUCUUGGUGCGUUAUUUCAAGUUGUUGAUAAUGAAUAUAAAAAAAAUUGCGAUGAGAUGUAUCAACAAUGUAUUGUUGAUGUAAUGAAAGAACGACAAAAAUUUGAAAAUACGUUUAAGACGCUACAAAUGACAAGAAUUGAUAAUGUAUCUUCUACUUCAAUACUUGAAUAUAUCGAUGAGCAAAAACUUAUCAAUUUGAUGAAAUCAAGCGAUUAUAUCACUCUCAAAUUUUCACAGUUACUCGAAAUAAAGCAAAAAUCUUUGUACCAUACCACUACAAAAAUUUCAAAGUGCAGCACCCCGACGAUCAAAAGUACUGAUAAUCUUUUUUCAGUCAAUUUACCUUCUCCACUUACCGCAGUCUCCUCAAGAGGAACUCAAAUAACCCCAGUCAAAUACUACUCGACGCCAAAUUUGGUUUCCUCAGCGAGUAACAGGAAUUUGUUUCCUUCCACCAAACCGGAUCCACAUCUACAUUAUGAAAGAGCACACUUCCAGAGGGGCCCAGAAUCAAACAGUAAUAUACAAGUUGCCUCAUCGUUGAGAUUUCUUCAACCACAGGUAAAGCGUCAUUAUGUGCCUGUCGUUAAAUUAAGAGAAAGGCAAUCAAAUAUUGACGUACAUUAUGGACCUAGAAUGGUAGAUGGAUAUGAGAUAUCAGGUCAAAACAGCAACUUGAAAUCUGAAGAACAAACAAGCUCGGUAGCUAUGACACCCAUUCUAACAGAUGACCGGGUGACAACAUUCAAGGAUAUUAUGAUUGUAAAUCCAAAGGUAUGUGACCCAUCUAAACGACCUUUGGCCUAUACCCAGCCAUUGGAGUCAUAUUUUGACUCUGAUGAAGAAGAAGAAACGGCACAGAUAAUUUCGUCUGGGUCGUCAUCCUCCUCAGGUAAUUUACUGGAGGGAGUUAAUAAUGUGUCAAGAGAAGGCAAGCCCUAUAGGAUUGUUAAACACAACGGGGGCAAUAGAAGAAGAAAGAAAAAAGCACCGAAGUUUACUCGUGAUGAACACGGUAACUUGAAAACGUGUGUUCAUUGUUCAGAUGCUGACACAGCAGAGUGGCGAGUUGGACCGUAUGGCGAACGCACUCUUUGUAAUGCAUGUGGGCUGUUUCAUAGAAAAUUAACAGACAAAUUUGGAGUAAAGUAUUCGAACAUUUUGAUGCGUUACCGUAAACGUAUUAAUCCGUUUAACAGACGUGUACCAGCGUUCAUAGAAGUUCCUGCAAAUUUUGUGAAAAAACUACUGGCUGAUCCAACAAUAGAUCAAAAUUUCUUCAAUAUAAAGUAG